AUGACGAGGCAAUUGACAAAAUGGACUGUGGACAACAGAUUAAAGUUUCAGCUCAGUCUUCAAUUGCCUGUUGAUAACGCUGCUGGAUUAACAAAAUAUAUUGUAUUACUAUGUUUCACUAAGAUCUUGAAAGCUGUGGGACUUUUUGAAUCCUAUGAUCUCCUCAAAGUUGUUCACAUUGUUCAGUUCAUUUUUAUAUUAAAACUUGGGACUGCCUUUUUUAUGGUUUUGUUUCAAAAACCAUUUUCUUCUGGGAAAACCAUUACUAAAGACCAGUGGAUCAAAAUAUUUAAACAUGCUGUUGCUGGUUGUAUCAUUUCACUCUUGUGGUUUUUUGGCCUUACUCUUUGUGGACCACUAAGGACUUUGCUGCUAUUUGAGCACAGUGAUAUCGUUGUCAUCUCACUACUCAGUGUUUUGUUCACUAGUUCUGGAGGAGGACCAGCAAAGACAAGGGGGGCUGCUUUUUUCAUUAUUGCUGUGAUCUGUUUAUUACUUUUUGACAAUGAUGAUCUCAUGGCUAAAAUGGCUGAACAUCCUGAAGGACAUCAUGACAGUGCUCUGACUCACAUGCUGUACACAGCUAUUGCCUUCUUAGGUGUGGCAGAUCACAAGGGUGGAGUACUGUUGCUAGUACUGGCUUUAUGUUGUAAAGUUGGUUUUCAUACAGCUUCUAGAAAACUCUCCAUAGAUAUGGGUGGAGCCAAACGUCUUCAGGCCUUAUCCCAGCUUGUUUCUGUGCUUCUCUUGUGCCCGUGGGUCAUUGUUCUUUCUGUGACAACUGAGAGUAAAGUUGAGUCUUGGUUUUCUCUCAUUAUGCCUUUUAUAACGGUUAUCUUUUUUGUCAUGAUCCUGGACUUCUAUGUGGAUUCCAUCUGUUUGGUCAAAAUAGAAGUUUCCAAAUACGCCUGCUAUGGAUCCUUUCCCAUUUUUAUUAGUGCUCUCCUUUUUGGGAAUUUCUGGACACAUCCAAUAACAGAUCAGCUUCGGGCUAUAAACAAACCAGCACACGAGGAGAGCACUGAACACGUUCUGUCUGGAGGAGUGGUUGUGAGUGCUGUGUUCUUCAUUUUGUCUGCCAACAUCUUAUCAUCUCCCUCUAAGAGAGGACAGAAAGGUACCUUUAUUGGAUAUUCUCCUGAAGGAACACCUCUUUAUAACUUCAUGGGUGAUGCUUUUCAGCAUAGCUCUCAGUCCAUUCCGAGAUUUAUUAAGGAAUCACUAAAACAAAUUCUUGAGGAAAGUGACUCUAGACAGAUCUUUUACUUCUUGUGCUUGAAUCUGCUUUUUACCUUUGUGGAAUUAUUCUAUGGCGUGUUGACCAAUAGUCUAGGUCUGAUCUCAGAUGGAUUUCACAUGCUCUUCGACUGCUCUGCUUUGGUUAUGGGACUUUUUGCUGCUUUAAUGAGUCGAUGGAAAGCAACUCGGAUUUUCUCUUAUGGGUAUGGUCGAAUAGAAAUUCUCUCUGGAUUUAUUAAUGGACUUUUUCUAAUAGUAAUAGCUUUUUUUGUCUUUAUGGAAUCAGUGGCUAGAUUAAUUGAUCCUCCGGAAUUAGACACAAACAUGUUAACAUGCAUCUUAAUUUUUAAUGUUCUCAUUUUACUUAUAGGUGUAUUUCUACACGUAUUGGCCGACACACUUGGAAGUAUUGGUGUGAUAGUAUCCACAGUUCUGAUAGAGCAGUUUGGAUGGUUCAUUGCUGAUCCCCUCUGUUCUCUUUUUAUUGCUGUAUUAAUAUUCCUUAGUGUUAUCCCACUGAUUAAAGAUGCCUGCCAAGUUUUACUUCUGAGACUACCACAAGAACAUGAAAAAGAACUACAUACAGCUUUAGAAAAGGUUACAGGAAUACUUAAAGAUGCUGGAAUAAACAAUUUAACAAUUCAAGUGGAAAAAGAGGCAUACUUCCAACAUAUGUCUGGCCUAAGUACUGGAUUUCAUGACGUGCUGGCUAUGACAAAACAAAUGGAGUCCAUGAAAUACUGCAAAGAUGAUACUUACAUCAUGUGAGAUAACUCAGGAAUUGCUCCUAUGGUGUGAACAAUGAAAAUUCAGUGAUGUAGUGUUGGUAAUAUUGUCAAAAGAAUGAAAAUUGCAUAUAAUAGUACAAAAACUUAAAACUCCCUACUAUUGGAUCAAGGAGUCUCUAAAAAUUUAGACCCAGAAUGAAGCAUUUAUUGUACAAGAAAAAUCACUAUUUAAAUUAUGUGUAUGAAAGAAAAGUUUGACCCAUCAUCUUCCAAGAUGGACACAUAAUGAUGGAUUCUAGUGAAGACCAAAACUUCUUUUUGUGCAUUUACUUUGUAUUGGAAAGCAUCUCCACUAUAAAUAUGUAUUUACAUGUAUAUUACAAAGACUAAAUGAAAAGUUUUUAAGCCAUUUUUUUGCAUAACCCAAGGAUAAAAUAGGAAUAAAAUCUCUAUAUUUAUGGAUUUUUCUGUAUAUAAAACUGAUUUCUAAUUAUAACUUAAAUCCACUAAGUAAAGUCUGUAUUGCCACUUUAAAUGUAAACUAAGUUAUUUGGAGAAACUUAAAACCAUCCCUUUGAAAGAAACAAUAGAGAAUCAUAACAGUUUUUGAUGUAUUACAAGACCAACCACUCUGUUAAAUAAAUUUUUUUACUUUUGUUAACAUU
Dipodomys ordii (Ord's kangaroo rat) is the source of this 2632-nucleotide messenger RNA. It is a transcript of the gene Slc30a5, whose product is annotated as solute carrier family 30 (zinc transporter), member 5. Gene Ontology annotation, biological process: transmembrane transport; intracellular zinc ion homeostasis; zinc ion transport. Lineage: Eukaryota; Metazoa; Chordata; Mammalia; Rodentia; Heteromyidae. Gene Ontology annotation, molecular function: zinc ion transmembrane transporter activity. The transcript has 14 exons. The record is from RefSeq and is a predicted model, not a curated record. Bases 1 to 2007 code for a protein of 668 amino acids. Gene Ontology annotation, cellular component: Golgi apparatus; membrane.